AUGUCUGGUCGCGGUAAAGGAGGGAAAGGGCUCGGGAAUGGCGGCGCCAAGCGGCACAGGAAGGUGCUCCGUGAUAACAUCCAGGGCAUCACCAAGCCUGCCAUCCGCCGUCUAGCUCGCAGGGGAGGCGUCAAGCGCAUCUCCGGCCUCAUCUAUGAGGAGACCCGCGGGGUGCUGAAAGUCUUCCUGGAGAACGUCAUCCGGGACGCCGUCACCUACACCGAGCACGCCAAGAGGAAGACCGUCACCGCCAUGGACGUGGUCUACGCGCUCAAGCGCCAGGGCCGCACUCUCUACGGCUUCGGGAGUUAA
This is a messenger RNA of Bufo gargarizans (Asiatic toad), 312 nucleotides long. RefSeq names its product histone H4-like. The transcript is spliced from 2 exons. Gene Ontology annotation, cellular component: nucleosome. Lineage: Eukaryota; Metazoa; Chordata; Amphibia; Anura; Bufonidae. Bases 1 to 312 code for a protein of 103 amino acids. Gene Ontology annotation, molecular function: structural constituent of chromatin; protein heterodimerization activity; DNA binding. The record is from RefSeq and is a predicted model, not a curated record. Gene Ontology annotation, biological process: nucleosome assembly.